AUGGCUGCAUUUACGCCAGUAGAAAAACAGGUUCCCUUUGCACAAGCUUCAGACUCGGGAUCGUCACAAGCCUCCAAGUCGGUAUUACCACAUUAUGGUUCAUCUGCAGACCACCCCUUUAGCGAUCCAGCUACAGCUCAGCAUUGGCGUCGAAAAUACGAAAAUGCCGAAUAUGAAGGACGGCAUCGAUUCAACCCACAGUAUACAUGGGAAGCCGAAGAAGAGAAACGUCUUGUCAAGAGACUCGACUGGCGGAUAAUGUUCUGGGCAUGGAUCAUGUUCAUUUCUAUGGAGUUGAAUCGCAGGAAUAUCAAUCGAGCAAUCUCGGAUAACUUGCUUAAAGAUCUGGGUAUGAACACUAAUGACUACAACUACGGUCAAACUAUCUUCCUUGCUUCUUUUCUAUUUGCAGAGCUACCCAGCGGCCUAAUUAGCAAGAAGCUUGGUGCUGAUCGCAGAUGGAUUCCAACGAUCAUCUGCACAUGGUCCAUUGUCAGUGCCGCGCAAUGCGCCAUGAAAACCAAGGCCCACUACUUCCUCAUCAGGUGCAUCCUCGGCCUGCUGAUGGGCGGUUUCAUCCCAGAUAUCGUCCUCUGGUUGACGUACUUUUACAAGUCGAAUGAACUUCCGUAUCGCCUAGCAUGGUUCUGGACUGCUUUAAGUACCUGCAACAUCUUUGGAUCACUGCUUGCAGCGGGUAUACUACAGAUGAGAGGACUCAAUGGCUGGGGUGGCUGGCAAUACCUGUUCUUGAUCGAAGGCGCCAUGACGCUUGUUAUCGGCAUUUUCUCCUUUGGUCUUAUGCCCCCUGGUGCCUGUCAAACUAAACACUGGUUUCGUGGCAAAAACGGCUGGUUCACUGAACACGAAGAGCACAUUCUCGUGAACCGCAUCCUCCGCGACGAUCCCUCAAAAGGCGACAUGAAUAACCGUCAAGCGAUCGGCCUCCCACUUCUUUGGAAAGCAGCCUGCGACUGGGAGCAAUGGCCCCUCUACCUCAUCGGCCUGACAGCCUACAUUCCACCGAACCCACCUCAGAACUACCUUUCCUACAUCCUUCGCCAACUUGGCUUCUCUGUGUUCGAAGCUAAUUUACUCGCCAUACCCAGCCAGUUUCUCUACGCAGUCCAACUUCUAGUUGUCACCUGGCUAUCUGAGAAGUUCAAAGAACGGUCCAUGAUAUCCAGUCUCUCAAAUAUUUGGAUCUUCCCCUGGCUCCUCGCUCUAGUUGUCCUGCCUGCUAGCGCAAACCCCUGGAUCCGGUAUGCACUACUUACCGGUCUUCUUUCCUACCCUUACUGCCAUGCUAUUCUCGUAAGCUGGAAUGCAAAGAACUCGAACUCUGUUCGUACGCGUGCUGUCUCAGCGGCUUUCUACAAUAUGUUUGUUCAGUCUGGCAACAUCAUUGCUACAAACAUUUAUCGCGAUGACGAUCAACCACUGUACCGCAGGGGGAACAAGAUACUACUUGGUGUCUGUGUGUAUAACGUGUUUUUGUUUUAUGGUGUGAAGGCGUUCUAUAUUUGGAGGAAUAAGGUGAGAGAAGGACAGUGGAACGCUAUGACAAAGGAGGAGCAAGAGGACUAUGUCAUCAACACCAAGGAUGAGGGAAUGAAGAGGUUAGAUUUCAGGUUUGCGCAUUAA
Messenger RNA from Alternaria arborescens, 1644 nucleotides. RefSeq names its product putative transporter. Gene Ontology annotation, molecular function: transmembrane transporter activity. The transcript is spliced from 6 exons. The coding region runs from base 1 to 1644 and encodes 547 amino acids. Gene Ontology annotation, cellular component: membrane. Gene Ontology annotation, biological process: transmembrane transport. Lineage: Eukaryota; Fungi; Ascomycota; Dothideomycetes; Pleosporales; Pleosporaceae. The record is from RefSeq and is a predicted model, not a curated record.